CGCUACGCAGACACAUGCGUAUCCGAACGGCUAUCGUAAAUCUAUGGAAAUUCCUCUUGAGUAUGCGAUCCCAAACUUGAUCAACAUCGUUCAUUUUUAUUGUCAGACAUCUUAGUUUUAUUUUCAUUGCACAUUCGUUGUUGAUACGGAAAGGUUGUAGGUAGGAGAUAUGAAAACCAAGUUCAAUGUUCGUUCGGUGUUACGUUUAGGAAAUUGUGGUUUUAUUUGACAGUGCAGACACGUGAAUAAGUGCAGUGAAUAUUAGCAAAAAUGAGUGCGCAAAAGAAUGUCGAUACCAAAAUUCCGGAUGAUGGAAACACGGAUUCUGGUUUCCUUUCCGGACCUAUUGACCCUCUAGACUCUGGUGACCUAGGUGCGCCUUCAGAUAGGAUUAGUGGCACAGUGACGUGUGAUAUUACCUCAGAGGAAGAGAAUCCAGAUAGUGGUUUAGAUUUGUGUACAAGUUUUUCAAAUUUGGACUUGAAUACACCUUUACCUACGCAUUCUACUAGUUUAAGUGACAAAACACAACUCCAGAUCCCACCUCAAACACGUUUACUUUUUAAACAAGAUGCAGAUGGAGACACACAAUUACACAUAGCAGCGGUUCACGGCUCAGAGAAGUUCGUUGGCAUCCUCAUACACUUAUGUCCUGAUAAGUCAUUACUGAAUUUACAAAAUGACUAUAGACACACGCCACUGCACUUGGCUGUGAUGGGUGGAUAUGCAGUCGUAGUAAAGAUGCUAGUAAUAGCAGGGGCUUCUCUAGAUGUGAGAGAUGUUUGUGGGAGAACGCCACUCCACAUUGCUGCUGAGACUCGUGACGUGGAGUGCCUUAAAGCGAUGCUAGCACCCAUAGAGGAGCAACCCCACAGAAAGCUGGCUUCAGUCCUCAACCAAAAAGACUUCAAUGGCCAGACAUGCGUCCACGUGGCUGCGAAUGCGGGACACUUAAAGACGCUACAAACUCUAGUCUACUACGGAGCCGACAUCAACGCCAAAGAAGGUCUGGCGGGCUGGACAGCGCUGCAUAUAGCGGCGAGGCGCGGCGAUACUCGCACGACGCAGUACCUACUGGAGCAGUGCUCGGACGUGGCGCGGUCGCAGCGCGACUACGGCGGUCGCACGCCGCGCCGCCUCGCGCGCCGCACCAAGUGCGAGCGCCUCUUCGCCAAGUACGCGGACGGCGACUCGGACACGGACGAUGACGAUGACUAUGACAGCGAGGGUGAUACAUUGUUCGAGAAGCUUCUAUCGAACCCCAACCCCAUCAACGUGGCAUGAGGGCCGACCGCGAGGAGCUCGCGCCGAACCAGGCGCGUUUGCUUCAACUUAUCGCCCUAGCCUCUUAAAGCUCUUAAGAACAACCGUAUAGGGUUCAAAAUUCAUUGGAACCCUCCUGCCUUUGUGUAUAAUUUUUAAAUAUUUUAUCUGUCUAUAUAUGUAUGUAUACCUAGUUUAAGUAAAAAAAAGGGACUCACUCUCAACCGACCUAGAAGGAUAUGAUCAGUCAUCAUCAUAAAUUCAUUGAAUGAAUGAAUUCAUUGUAAAUAUCACACGGUUGUUUCGGGAUCAAUAUUUUGAGAUGUGUGCGAAAUCUUCGCGUGAUCCAGAGACUUGUAGCAAUUUUUUUGUACAGAUAUAUUGAUAGCGAGUCGUUAGUACCUUUCUUACUUCUGUCUUCCUCUGUGUUCAAUAGACAAUGCUAUAGUAACCGCAUCCCACAGAGCGCAAUAGUCGAUGAACGGUGACCUCUCCUAACCUCUUUCGUUCUAGAGAACAAUACUAUAAUAAUUGUAUGGGGCAGAAAGGGAUAGAUCUAUAAAAAAUGCAUGUAGAGUUGUUAAUUUCUAAUAGCGUUGAAAUUCAGACGUAUUAUUUAUAUUGAAUGUCUUGGACAAAUAUGUUUGCAUUAGAAAUGUAGAAUAUAUUCUGAACUGUUUGUUCUGAUGGUUUCACAUGUAAAUUGUUUAAGUGUUAUAUGUGUAGAGUAAUGAGAAGUGGUGGCCUCACAAUUUGGCCACCCGCUAACAAUAGGUUAAUAGUAGAAUUAUUACAUUAGUUUAAUUUAACAAUGUUAAACGGUAAAUUAUAAGGCGCGUAUAUUUUAAUGCAAUUAUUGCUUGACCGCAUAACUACAUUAAUGUGAACAUAAUGUAAAAUUAGACAUUUAAAUAUUUAUAAUUUUUAUUUUUGAAGCAUGUAACUGCUCGAGGUUGAAAUAUAAAGAAAAUGUUACUAGAAAAAAAUCCACGCCGACCAUAUGACAUUGUGGGUUACCUACAAUGCAAAGAGAUGGCGCUGUUGUGCAGUUCAAGAAAGGCUAGAAAUAAUUCGACACGGCGUCAGGGCCGCGGUAGCAUAAUCGUCAGCACAUUCGCCGGGAUAGCGAAGGGUGCGGGUUCGAAUCCCGUCUGCUAACUAGCCCGCGUGGAAUGUUUUCCAGUAAUAUUUAAUUUAAUUUUUUUUUAUCAAUUUGUUGUACAUACAGCCUUACAUAAUAAAAAUGUGUUUGAAAUGUCAAAUUGCUAAGGAGGUUGAGGUAGACAGAGUCCUAAGGCCAAUGAAAUGGAACGUAAAUAUUGAAAUAUACGUGCUUAAUAAACCGUGAAUGGCCUAUGUCCGCGUGAAAUAUUAUCUAAUAAUAUUUUCUUGAAAUAUAAAUAUUUUUUUUAUCAAUUUGUUGUACAGCCUUGCAUAAUAAAAAUGUGUUUGUAAUGUCAAAUUGCUGUGGAGGUUGUGAUAGACAGAGUUCUCAGGCCAAUGAAAUGGAACGUGAAUAUUGAAAUAUACUUGCUUUAUAAACCGUGAAAAGUCUAUGUGCGGAGUCAUAAGAAAAUAUUGUAAUCUUAAUAAAUUAUUGUUAUCAAUUUUAUUGUUAAUGUCAGUCUUUUAUUUAAAAAAUAGUGUACCUAUUAAGUUUUCCAAUGAUAACGGGAGAGCUUGAAAUGGCAACAAAUACAAUAAUAAUUUUCGAUCUUAUUACCAAAGCGUAAGGUUCGAAUUGUUACGAUGUCUUAAAGACUUUACCCUUGCGUUCUCGCUUGGAGCGCUCGUUCUUCCUUACGCUUUCUCCAGAAAGCAGAAGCGAAGACCAGGUAGCUCACUUAAUAAAGCCAGCAAGGUAUCGAUUUGAAUUAUGCUGGCGAAACACUUUGUAGCUAUAUCCUUAUCUUAUGGGUGUUACCAUUUAAAUAAUACCUUUUUAAACUGAAAGAAUGUAACCUCAUGUACAGUCGUAAAGGGCCAAGCUAUCCAAAGCCCACAAUUUUGUCCCAAAUAGCUUUGAGCUUUAUCUAAUUUGAUAUAAGACUCAUAAUAGACCAAGAGAAACAUAUAGGAUAUGUAACUUGAUGUUUUGUUGACUGUAAAAGCACAAAUGUUUUAUUCAAAUAUGAUUAUGACAGCAUAUACAAUAUUACCUUUUCUCAACUGAAACGAUUUGUAUUAUUCUGGCAGCAUCUUACCAGGAAAUCUUAUUGUUUAAUGUAGAUUAGAGUGUGCCAAAACUGGGCUAUUUUUAUUACUUAUUUGACAAUAGAGAAUUUAUGAUAAGUAUUUGAUGUACAGAGCCUGUUUAUAUUAUUUUAAAAAGCUUAACUAACCUAAGAUUUUAUUACUAUAAAACCUUGUGUAUACGUUGAGUAAUAAUUAAAUCUUUGGCGUUAUUUUAAAAAGUGCAUUUGCAAAUGUGUAAGUAUUAGUUUUUAAAACUAUUAUAGUUACAUAUGAAACACCGCCUCUGUCGAAACUGGUUACUCAAAUCAUAUUUAUUUAAAAUACAUAAUUGAAAAUUAUAAUUAUUCAAAAAAUGGUAAAGUGGAUUUUUUUUAGAUUCAAAGUAUAUUGUAAUGGUAUAAUUUAGUGAUAUAUAAUUGUUUGUAUUCAAUCAUAUAUGUGUAAUUGUUAGACAAAUAAACACAAUUAUAUUAUUU
Molecule: messenger RNA, 3935 nt
Organism: Chilo suppressalis (striped riceborer)
Lineage: Eukaryota; Metazoa; Arthropoda; Insecta; Lepidoptera; Crambidae
Source: the annotation of a GenBank genome assembly